AUGCAUUAUUUUGGCAGAAAAAAAGUUCGGAAGUCACCUUCUUCUGCCAAAGUUGAAGAUAUGAACGUAGAAGACCAUGUGACACCUGUCAAAAUACAGGAUAUUUUGACCGGUCAAGUUAAGGCUGUCAUGGUACGGUCGAAUACCUUGGAGAGUCCGCUUGAAAGUGACCAUGGGGACGAAACAACAAAUACUUUACCGGAUAAAAUGAGUUGUUUAGAGAAACCACUCAAGCUUGAGUAUAAGCCUAUUGUGAAAGCUUUCCAGCAUCAAUUUGUGGAUUUGACGUCGUGGAAGAAAAGAAUGAAUUCUAAAAAGACCCCUGAUGUGGUCACAUGGUCAGAGAUGCAAAAGCACACAACGCCUAACAACUGUUGGGUUGUUCUGCAUGGACAAGUGUACGAUAUUACGGACUAUCUUCAAUUUCACCCUGGAGGAAGUGAAAUUUUAAAGAAUUGUGGGGGAUUGGAUAUCACCGCAUCUUUUCUUAAAUAUCAUCCAUGGGUUAAUGGAGCUAUGAUACUUCAAAAUAAGUAUAUAGGUCCGAUUGAAACGAGUGGAACAGGUCCAUCACAACUGGACACAUUCGUGUGA
Hylaeus volcanicus is the source of this 594-nucleotide messenger RNA. RefSeq lists its product as uncharacterized. The coding region runs from base 1 to 594 and encodes 197 amino acids. Gene Ontology annotation, molecular function: heme binding. The record is from RefSeq and is a predicted model, not a curated record. The transcript has 5 exons. Lineage: Eukaryota; Metazoa; Arthropoda; Insecta; Hymenoptera; Colletidae.